Messenger RNA from Solanum tuberosum (potato), 816 nucleotides. RefSeq lists its product as uncharacterized. The record is from RefSeq and is a predicted model, not a curated record. Bases 1 to 816 code for a protein of 271 amino acids. Lineage: Eukaryota; Viridiplantae; Streptophyta; Magnoliopsida; Solanales; Solanaceae. The transcript has a single exon.
AUGGUGACAGACGAUGAAGAUAAAGGACUGGCCAUUGUCACUCAGAGCGGAAAAGAAGUAAAAGGUGGUGUGACAGGUAACAAAGAAGAGCACACGCGGAAUGAAGGGAAAAAUAUAGAGGAAGAAGAGAUAACCAUUCCUCAUGACAUUACAAAGGAACCACAAAGUGAGGAGGAAAAGCACAAGCCAUUCCUAAAAGCCAAGCAGCCUUUACCUAAAAUAUCCCCUCCAUUUCCUCAACGCCUCAAGAAAAAGAAUGAGGACGAGAAGUUCAAGAAGUUUCUAUCGGUAUUCAAGACCUUAUCGAUUAAUCUCCCUCUAGUUGAAGCAUUGUUAGAAAUGUUGGGUUACACCAAAUUCAUGAAGGAGUUAGUCACAAAAAAAAGGAGCUUGGAUUUUGAGACGAUCGAAGUCUCUCACAGUUGUAGUACAAUUAUGAAGAAGGAGCUGAUCGAAAAGAAAGAUGAUCCUGGAGCAUUGACCAUCCUGUGUACUAUAGGCAUGCUCAAGUUUGCAAAAGUCUUAUGCGAUCUGGGAGUAAGUAUUAAUCUAAUGCCUUAUCAUAUUUAUAAACAACUCGGGUUGGGUGAACCACACGCUACAACUAUGAGACUCUUGAUGGCUGACAGAUCGAUCAAACACCCAAUGGGAAUACUUUAUGACAUUUUGGUUAAGGUUGACCGAUUUAUUUUUCCGGCCGAUUUUGUCAUACUUGACUGUGACAUAGAUGCCGAGAUUCCUAUUAUCUUGGGGAGGCCAUUCUUGGCAACUAGGAAAGCGUUGAUGGAUGUUGAGAGCGGGGAGCUGAAAUUUUAG